UAGGAUUAAAAUUUAAUAAUAAAUGUUAAGCUAAUUUUUUGGUGAUAUCACUUCCUAUAAUCAAGGUAUGUAAUUUCUUAUUUUAUCUACCUUAUCAUUAUUUGUUCUUUUUAUCCAAAUAAACUCUAAUUAAAACUAAAUUAAUCUCCUAAUAUUUUUAUAAUUUAUUAAAUUUGCAAAUUUUGAGAUUCAACAUUUUUGAAAAAUAAAUAAGUAAAUAAAUGAUGUUAUAUAAAAAACAUUUUAAGAAUUUAGAAGAAUUCAUAAAAUUUUCACUUUAAUCUCAUUCAACUCUCCAUUAUGAUGAAAGACUUUCUAAUCUAUAAAUUGGUGAUUAAGAUGCAUCUGAUUUAGGUUCUGAUUUAGUUAACUGCUCUAAUCUUUCAAAUUUGACUCUUGAUUUUCAAGCAAGUUAAAUUGAUACUACUGGUGCAUUAAGCUUAGGUUCUACUUUAGCAGAGUACACUAAUCUCUCAAAAUUGAAACUUUAUCUUAGUUCUAAUUCAAUUAAUGAUGAAGGCAUAUCAGGCUUAGGUUCUGCUUUAGCAAAAUGCAUUAAUCUCUCAAAAUUAUUUCUUGAUUUUCGUGAAAAUUAAGUUAGUAUAAUUGGUAUAUCGGGCUUAAUUUCUAAUUUAGCAAAGAGCACUAGUCUCUCAAAUUUGACCCUUUAGUUGAAUGAUAUUCAAAUUGGCGAUGGGGGUGCAUUAGCUUUAGGUUCUGAUUUAAAAAAGUGCACUAAUUUAUAAAAUUUGACACUUUAUCUUGACGGAAAUGAAAUUGGUGAUAAAAGUGCUUCAGGUUUAUGUUUAGCUUUAUCAAAUUGCAUUAAUCUCUCAAAUUUGAGACUUAAUCUUCGUAGGAACUUUAUUGGUGAUGAAGAUGCCAAAAGUCUAGGCUCUGCUUUAGCAAAAUGUACAAGUCUCUCAAAUUUGACGCUUGAUAUUAGUAAGAAUUAUUACAUGAGUGAACAAGGAGUAUUAUAUUUAGGUUCUACCUUAGCAAAGUGCACUAAUUUCACAAACUUGAAACUUUAUUUUAUCUACAAUUUAAUUAGUGAUGAAGAUGUAUAAAGUUUGGGUCUUGGUUUAUUAAAGUGCAUUAAUCUCUCAAAUCUGUCACUUAAUCUUGCGGGGAAUUAAAUUGGUGCAAUUAGUGCAUCUGAUUUAGGUUCUACUUUAGCAAAGUGUUUUAAUCUCUCAAAUUUGACACUUAACUUUUACUAAAAUUAAAUUAGUGAUAAAGGAGCAUAAGAUUUAGCUUUUGCUUUAGCAUAGUGCACUAAUGUCUUAAAUUUGACACUUAGUCUAAGUGACAACUAAAUUGGUGCAAUUGGAGCAUCAGAUUUAGCUGCUGCUUUAGCAGAGUGCACUAAUCUCUCAAAUUUGAUACUUAAUCUUGACUACAAUUAAAUUGGUGCAAUUAGUAUAAUUGGUGCAUCAGGCUUAGGUUCUGGUUUAGCAAAGUGCCCUAAUCUCUCAAAUUUGACACUUUAUCUUUAGGUGAAUUAAAUUAAUGCUGAAGGUGCAUUACAUUUGGGUUCUGCUUUAGCAAAGUGCACUAAUCUCUCAAAUUUAUCACUUGAUCUUGGGGCGAAUUAAAUUGGUGCAAUUGGUGCAUCAUACUUAGGUUCUGGUUUAGCAAAGUGCCCUAUUCUCUCAAAUUUGACACUUAAUCUUAGGGAGAAUUAAAUUAAUGAUGAAGGUGUAUCAGGUUUAGGUUUUGCUUUAGCAUAAUGCACCAGUCUCUCAAAUUUGACACUCAGUCUUAGUAAGAAUUAAAUUGGUGAUAAAGGUGUAUCAGAUUUAGGUUCUGCUUUAGCACAGUGCACUAAUCUCUCAAAUUUGACACUAAGUCUUAUGGCGAAUUAAAUUAAUGAUGAAGGUGCAUUAAGCUUAAGUGUUGGAUUAGGAAAGUGCACUAAUCUCUCAAAUUUGACACUUACCCUUUAGAAAGAAUUAUAAGAAUUGAAAGUAAGAAAGUGUCUUAAAUCAAAAAGAUUAGUUACCUUUAAAAAAUAUUUCUUAUGAUAAUAAAAAUUUAUUGAAAAAAGUAAGUAUAUUUUGUGAUAGGAUAUUUUAACCUUAUAUUUUGUAAGAUUUAUUAUUAUUUUUACUUAUAAAUACCAAUUUUUUGUAAGUAAAUAAAUAAUAUAUUAAAUAAAAUAUAAUUUAU
Molecule: messenger RNA, 2172 nt
Organism: Tetrahymena thermophila SB210
Lineage: Eukaryota; Ciliophora; Oligohymenophorea; Hymenostomatida; Tetrahymenidae
Exons: 22
Biological process (GO): activation of GTPase activity; nucleocytoplasmic transport
Cellular component (GO): cytosol; nucleus; perinuclear region of cytoplasm
Molecular function (GO): small GTPase binding; GTPase activator activity
Source: RefSeq, a predicted model, not a curated record